CAUCUUUGUUUCAAUUAAUUAAUUAAUUUCCGUUAUCUCAUUAUAAUUUGAUACAUACACAAAAAAUCUUAUUUUGUAGAAGUAGAAUAUAAUUAUUAUGGAGAUUACCUUCUUAAACAACAUUGCAAGUUCCUUGGUAUGUAUUAUCAUCAUAGCAUGGGUUUGGAAAACAUUGAAUUGGAUAUGGUUGAAGCCUAAAGCACUCGAAAAACGCCUUACAAAACAAGGAUUACAAGGUCACCCUUACAAGGUUUUGUAUGGUAACACCAAAGACAUUGCUAAAAUGGUGAACGAAACCAAUUCCAAGCCCAUGGAAAGCUUUUCCAAUGAUUAUGUCCCUCGGAUCUUCCCUUUCCAUCUUCAAACCAUCAAGAGCUAUGGUGAAAAGUCUUUUGUAUGGGAUGGACCGACACCUACGGUGAUUAUAACCAAACCCGAAGAAAUAAGAGAAAUAUUCAUGAAGAUUUAUGAUUUUACGAAGAUAAUACCACACCCAUUUGUAAAAAGGAUUACUAAUGGUUUAACAAGGCUCGAAGGCCAAAAAUGGGCUCAAGACAGAAAAUUGCUCAACCCUGCUUUCCAUAUGGAGAAAUUAAAGCAUAUGGUGCCAGCAUUUGAAGCGAGUAGUAACACCAUGAUACAAGAAUGGGAGAAGAUGACAUCGAAAACAGGAUCGAGUGAGCCUGAAAUCUGGUCGUAUUUACACAAUCUAUCUGCGGAUGCAAUCUCUCGUGCAGCAUUUGGGAGUAGUUUUGAAGAAGGAAGGAGAGUGUUUGAACUUCUUAGAGAGCACAUCUCAAUAACUACUAAAUCCAUACAAUCAGUUUAUAUCCCUGGAUCUAGGUUUCUCCCAACGAAAACAAACAAAAGGGAGGCGAAUAUUCUCCAUGAAAUGAAAUCAUUGUUAAAGGAGAUGAUUCUAAGGAGGCAAAAGGAAAUGGAGAAUGGAGAAGCAGCUAAAGAUGAUUUGUUAGGGUUAUUACUCAAAUCGAACCUAGAAGAAAUACAAGAUCAUCAAUUUUUACAUGGAAAUAACAAACAACAACAUUUUAAAAUGGGUAUGAAAGAAAUUAUUGAAGAGUGCAAAAUGUUCUAUAUUGCAGGACAAGAAACCAUUUCAACAUUGUUGACAUGGACCCUUGUUUUGUUAAGCAAACACCAACAUUGGCAAGAACAAGCUCGAGAGGAGAUUAUCGCGAUUUUUGGCCAUGAUACACCCCAUUUGGAAGGCUUAAAUCAGCUGAAAAAGGUGAACAUGAUACUUCACGAGGUUCUACGACUUUAUCCAGCAGUACCUUCACUUACAAGAAGAGUUUCCCACGAAAUGAAACUAGGAGAUACAAUUCUACCAGCUGGUGUACAAGUCAAAUUAGCACUGAUUGAUGUUCAUCAAAGUGAAAAAUAUUGGGGUUCUGAUGCAAAAGAGUUUAACCCUGAUAGAUUUGCACAAGGGAUUUUGAAUGCAACCGGAGGAAAGAUGUGCUUCUUCGGAUUUGGAUGGGGGCCUCGCAUAUGCAUUGGAUCGAAUUUCGCGAUGAUGCAAGCUAAAAUGGCGUUGUCUAUGAUUUUGCAACGUUUUUCCUUAGACCUCCCACCAUCUUACGAGCAUGCUCCUACUAAUAGCCGUGGAACCCUUCGUCCUCAAUUUGGUGCUAACUUAAUACUACGUCGUAUCUAAAAUAAUUAUGCUUCUUUAAUUUAAUAUAUUGCUACAAUUUGUACAAUAUAGAACAAUAAUAAAGCCGAGUAUAAAUUUAAGUAGUCUAUUGUUGUAGUGUAUAUAUGUAUAUAUGAUUUCGUUGAAUUAUACCCCUUUUUUUUUUUUUUUUUUAAAAAAAAAUAAAAUAAAAUUGUAAUGUAUUUUCUUUUUCUUUUUCUCACAUCUCUUUGAUGUUGGUCAUUUUUUACGUUACACUUAAUGUUAAACAGAGUAAGUAGUACUUGUAUAUAAUCUAAGGCCAUAUUAUAGGACAUGCAUGCACAUAUUAAUACCACAAAAUCUUAUAUGUGGCUUAUUGCGUAAUUUUAGACCGCUAAAACUUAUUAUUUCACACAUA
Chenopodium quinoa (quinoa) is the source of this 2057-nucleotide messenger RNA. RefSeq names its product cytochrome P450 CYP72A219-like. Gene Ontology annotation, molecular function: monooxygenase activity; iron ion binding; heme binding. The record is from RefSeq and is a predicted model, not a curated record. Bases 98 to 1678 code for a protein of 526 amino acids. NCBI's taxonomy places the organism in Eukaryota, Viridiplantae, Streptophyta, Magnoliopsida, Caryophyllales, Amaranthaceae. The transcript is spliced from 5 exons.